This is a messenger RNA of Osmia bicornis bicornis, 4686 nucleotides long. Its product is annotated as ATP-binding cassette sub-family C member 5-like. The transcript has 25 exons. Gene Ontology annotation, biological process: transmembrane transport. The coding region runs from base 232 to 4524 and encodes 1430 amino acids. Gene Ontology annotation, molecular function: ATP hydrolysis activity; ATP binding; ABC-type transporter activity. Gene Ontology annotation, cellular component: membrane. The record is from RefSeq and is a predicted model, not a curated record. NCBI's taxonomy places the organism in Eukaryota, Metazoa, Arthropoda, Insecta, Hymenoptera, Megachilidae.
UCAACAUGCCAUGUCAUAUCAAGCAAUUCGAAUUUAUACGUGCGUAAAUAUCUAAUUGAAGAAUUUAAGCUAUUCGGAAGUUUAUAAGGUAUACACACGAGCAAAUAAGUAAUCCCUGAUGACUUAAAAUUAUUGUUAUCUCAAUUACCUAGAUUUAUAAAAGCAGAUAUGCGAUAGUUUGAAGGAAGUUGUAUUGUAUUAUUUGUUACAUGAAACUAUCGAAAGACAGUUAUGGAAAAGAAAACAGGGGACACCAGUCUCAGCACUGAUCUAAAUGAAGAUGAUGAAAAUCAGUAUGCUAACAAUGAAAGAUAUAAUGAUUCAAAUGGACAACAUUUUUUACUUCCCGGUGUACACUCACGUUCUCCAAAAAUAGCUGUAGAGUAUAUUAGAAGAUCUGACAUGAAUAGAUAUAGCCCAGCUCUGAAGAAUCUUAUACCAAUACGUCAUGGAAAACAGAAUAAGGAAAGUAUGCCAGCGGAUAAGGCUGGUUUAUUUUCAUACAUUUUUUAUACAUGGAUGACACCAUACAUAUGGAAAGCAUACAAAAAGGGUAUCGAUAUGACAGAUGUACCAUAUAUUUCAUCUUAUGAAACUUGCAAAUAUAAUGCACAUAGAUUGGAGAUACUAUGGCAAGAGGAAUUAGGUAAACGUGGUCCACAUUUAGCAUCAUUUCCAAUUGUUGCCUGGAGAUUUGUGAGAACCAGAAUAUGCAUAGCUUGGUUGUUAUUAACUUGUUCUACAAUUUGUGGAUUUAUAAGUCCUAUGAUAUUGAUGAAAAAAGUAUUGGAACAUGUGCAAUCACCUGAUGAAAAUAUAUGGACAGGAAUAAAAUGGGCAUUCUUAUUGACAUGCUGUGAUCUUUUACGGAUAGUAUUUUUCAAUUGGACUUGGAAUACAAAUAUUAGAACAGCAUUAAGAUUGAAAUCUGCUUGUACUACUCUUUUAUACAAAAAAAUCAUUAGAUUGAAUAGCCUUGGAAAUAAGAGUACUGGAGAGCUGAUUAACUUAUUUACUAAUGAUAGUCAAAGACUUUUUGAUGUAAUCGUUUACGGACCUAUGAUAAUUAGCGGUCCAAUAAUUGUUACUUGUGGUAUAAUUUACAUAUUAUGGGUAUUUAGCCCAUUGGCUCUUCUUGGAACAUUUGCUUUUCUUCUGUUCUAUCCCUGUCAAUACCUGAUAUUUCGUGUAGUAGGAUAUUUUCGUUCCAAGACUGUUGUGAUUACCGAUACACGAGUAAAAUUAAUGAACGAAAUCUUAGAAUGUAUAAAGCUAAUAAAAAUGUAUUCUUGGGAAAGGUAUUUUAGUGGCAAACUUCUUGAUACACGAAAAAAAGAGGAAUAUUGGUUACAUAAAACUGUAUAUUUUCAAAGUCUUGCCAUUUCUUUAACGCCUGCUGUACCUGUUAUAUCAGCAAUCAUUACGUUUCUAGCUCAUUUAUCUUCAGGCAGUAAUUUAACUGCUGCGCAGGCUUUCCCAAUUAUAACAUUUUUCGGAAAUAUGCUGAGAUUGGCACUUGCUUCCCUUAAGAAUACCACCCGAUAUUUUUUCGACGCUCGUAUUGCCUUUAGAAGAAUCAAGGUGUUCCCCUUCGUAUCAUUACUCAAUUCCCAAUUUCGUUCUUCUCUCAUGUUUUUACAAGUGGCCCUGAUUAAUAUCACUGAGUCAAAUAUAACUCUCAACAGAUUACAGAAUGUAUUGCUUUUAGAAGAGCACACAUGCCAAAUAUCGAAACCAAUUGUGAAAUCACAAGCUGUAGCCAUUGCUAAUGGUUCAUUUGUUUAUAAAAAUUCUACUUUGCAACUAACAAGUCAAAAAAUGUUAAUGCAAAUAAGAAGUAACAAAAUUGUAUGGAAUUCGAAUGACAGGUGUGAAUUAGAAAAACUCAAUGAAUCUUCCAAAGAAAGCCAAUACAUAGAAGUAUUGACUGAUAUUAAAUUUGGAGCGGCAAAAGGUGGAUUGAUAGGAAUUUGUGGUCUUGUAGGAAGUGGAAAAUCUAGUCUUCUACUUGCUGCCUUAGGGCAAUUAAAAAUGACAAACGGCCAUAUACUGAGAGAAGGUUCUUGUGCUUAUGUUAGUCAACAGGCAUGGAUUGUUAAUGCAACUCUUAAAGAAAAUAUAUUGUUUGGAAAUCCAUUUGAUGCCAAACGAUAUUACCAAGCAUUGACAGUUUGUAAUCUAAAGGAGGAUUUGAAUAUGUUACCAGGGGGGGAUGAAACUGAGAUUGGAGAAAGAGGUAUAAAUCUUUCGGGGGGACAGAAACAAAGAGUUGCCCUUGCUAGAGCACUUUAUGCUAAUAGAGAUAUUUAUUUUCUGGACGAUCCAUUGAGUGCAGUCGAUGCUCAUGUAGGUUCUUAUAUUUUUAAGAAUUUAAUUCUUGGAGCACUCAGGAACAAAUGUGUUCUUUUUGUAACUCAUCAAGUGCAAUUUUUAAAACACUGUGAUCAAAUCUAUUUAAUGAACAAAGGAAGAAUUGUAGAACAAGGUACACACGACGAACUAAUGCAAUUAAAUAGAGAAUAUACUACAAUGGUAAACAGUACAGUAUUAAAAACGGAGGAUAAUUCAAAAGACAAAAAUUCUACAGUGUCCCAAACAGAUAGUGACAAUCUUAGUUUAUUGAAACAAAUAAAAACUAACUCUACAGAUAAUUUGGGAAAUGGUGAUACAUCGAAAGAAACACGUGGGAAAGGAGCAUCUCUUACUACGGAAGAAAAGGUAGAAACGGGUACCGUAAAAUCGUAUACCUAUCAUACAUACGUAAAAGCCGCAGGUGGUUACAUCGUGGCUAUUUUAGUGUUUUUUACACUUUUUCUGAAUGUUGGAAGUUCUGCAUUUAGUUCUUGGUGGUUAGCUAUAUGGAUUAAGGCUGGUGGUGGAAACAUCACCAAUCUUGAAACGAAUGAAACCAUAAUAUCAGAUAAUUUGAAUGACAAUCCUGAUUUUACAUAUUAUCAAAAAAUUUAUACUUCUUUCAUUGGAGUUAUUUUAUUGACAAGUCUACUACGUGGAUUAGCUAUUACAUACACUACGAUAAGCGCCUCAACAACACUGCACAAUAAAGUUUUUAAGAAAUUGAUUAGAUCACCGGUAACAUUCUUUGAAGUUACUCCCAUUGGAAGAAUACAAAAUAUUUUCAGCCGAGAUAUUGACGAAGUUGACAAUUACAUACCAAUAUCUGUAGAAAAUAUGGUUCAGAAUAUUUUUACUUGUAGCUUUGCAAUUAUAUUUAUAUGUUCAAUACUACCUUGGUUCUGUUUACCAUUAAUUGUUCUGGGAGUUAUAUUUUUCUAUGUCGGCAAAGUUUUUCGAGUAGCAAUGAGAGAUUUUAAACGAAUGGAAAGUAGCUCACGAUCUCCUGUUUUGAGUUUCAUUACAACUACCGUUCAUGGAUUAAGUACCAUUCAUGCAUUUCAAAAAGAAAAAAUAUUUGUAACCAAGUUUGAAGAAUUAUUUGAUUUAAACAGUUUGUGUGUUUAUCUUUGUCAGUCAGCAAUGAGGUGGUCUGCAGUAAGACUUGAUAGUCUAGCAGCUGCUUCAUCUUCUAUUACCGCGUUUCUAGUAAUAGCGCUGAAAUAUCAAUUAUCUCCAGCCUUAGCUGGUUUAGCAAUGGCAUAUUCUACCCAAAUGACAGGCGUUUUCCAGUACACUGUAAGACUAAUGGCAGAAACAGAAACGCGCUUUAUAAGCGUUGAAAGAAUAAGUUACUAUUUGAGGAAUUUGCAAGAAGAAGAUACCCCUAAGAAGGAUGCUAUAAAUCCUUCGAACGACUGGCCCGCUUAUGGCAAAGUAGAAUUUUGCAAAGUUCAGUUAAGAUACAGGAAAGAAUUACCAUCGAUAUUAGAUAACAUUUCAUUUGUUACUAAACCUGGAGAACAUAUAGGUAUCGUGGGAAGAACGGGCGCUGGAAAAAGUUCUCUUAUCGUUGCUUUAUUUCGACUAGUCGAAAUAUCUGCUGGAAAAAUUAAAAUUGAUGAUAUAGAUAUAGGAAAAGUGAAUCUAGAACUACUGAGAAGCAAAUUGUCGAUAAUUCCUCAGGAUCCGGUUCUGUUUAAUGGAACUAUACGAUCAAAUUUGGAUCCUUUUAAAGAAUGUAGUGAUUCUGAAAUUUGGAGCGCUUUGGAGAAAACUAAAUUGAAAGAGAAAGUAAAAAAUAUAUCAGGUCAAUUAGAUGCAUUUGUUGAAGUUGGAGGAGACAAUUUGAGUGUUGGAGAGAGACAACUGCUUUGUUUAUCCAGAGCACUUUUACGUAAUGCAAAAGUAUUGGUACUGGACGAGGCAACAGCUGCCGUUGAUCCUGAAACUGAAGCCGCUGUACAAAGUACAAUACAAAAUGAAUUUUUAAAUUGUACUACAUUAACAAUUGCUCAUCGUUUAAAGACUGUUGUAUCUUGUGAUCGUAUUAUCGUUAUGAGGAAUGGUCAGAUAAUUGAAUUUGACCCACCAUCCGUACUUUUAUCCAACUCAGACUCGGAAUUCUCAAAAAUGAUGGAUGCUGCAAACAAGGCUAUAAAAAACAAAUAACAAUAUUAACAAUAGUAUUAUAUUUAACAAGAAAAGGAAUUAAUCCGAAAUUAAAAACGAUAAGUAUUUUUUAUAACAUGCUACGCACAUUUUUGAAAGAACUAAUAUUUCUUUAAUACUGUAUUAAUUUUACAAUUUAAAAGAAUAUAUUUUUUAUAUAUA